UGAUUGGCCAGUGUCGCUGCUCGUUGCAAGUGAAAGAGUGCCGCGGGGACAGAGGAAGCCACGUUGACACCGAAGUGUUUCAUGGUGGAGGUUUCGUGUGUCUGCCCUCGGGAGGUAACGGUCACGUCGACGGGUAACAUCCGUGAGCUCCACUGAAACAUCCAGGGAAAGGACAGAGACGCCAGCACAUCUGACAGGAUGAGUGUUGGAUUCAUUGGAGCAGGCCAGCUGGCCCAUGCCCUGGUGAAAGGGUUCACAGCUGCAGGUGUGAUUGCUACACACAGGAUUACAGCCAGCUCUCCAGAUACAGACCUGCCCACAGUCGCAGGGCUGAGGAAAAUGGGGGUGAACCUGACAACGAGCAACAAAGAGGCCGUCAAUAAGAGCGACGUGCUUUUCCUGGCUGUGAAACCUCACAUCAUCCCCUUCGUUCUGGAUGAGAUUGGGCCAGACAUCGAGGACCGUCACCUCAUCGUGUCCUGUGCUGCAGGUGUCACCAUCAGCUCCAUAGAGAAGAAACUGCUUCAGUAUCGCUCAACUCCUAAAGUCAUGAGGUGUAUGACAAAUACUCCGGUGGUGGUGAAAGAGGGAGCCACCGUGUACGCCACCGGGACACAUGCAGAGGUUGAGGAUGGCAAGUUACUGGAGCAGCUGAUGGCCAGUGUAGGAUUCUGCACUGAGGUGGAGGAGGACCUCAUCGAUGCCGUCACCGGUCUGAGUGGCAGCGGACCAGCCUACGCAUUCACGGCCCUGGAUGCUCUCGCAGACGGAGGAGUGAAGAUGGGUCUGCCCAGGAGACUUGCUGUCAGACUUGGAGCUCAAGCCCUAUUGGGAGCAGCUAAGAUGUUACUGGCCUCGGAUCAGCACCCUGGCCAGCUGAAGGACAACGUGUGCUCACCAGGGGGCGCCACCAUCCAUGCCCUGCAUGUUCUGGAGAGCGGUGGCUUCCGCAGCCUUCUGAUCAACGCAGUGGAGUCUUCGUGCAUCAGGACACGAGAGCUGCAGUACCUGGCAGACCAGGAGCGCAUUUCUCCAGCUGCCAUUAAGAAAACCACACUGGACAAGGUGCUCCAGCAGCCUGGAGUCUCGGUCAGCGGAGUGGCUAAUGGGAACGGCAGGUCAGGGCUCAACCUGUUCAACAACAACAAUCGCGGCCCUGGGGUCCAGAAGAAGAACUGAGUACACAGAGGGGCAGGCACACACACACACACACACACACACACACACACAUACACAUGUUACAGGUUUAAGUAUAGUGUUUGUACACAUGGAGUAAAAAAAUGCAUAAUAUUCAGACAUCGAAAGGAAACAGACUCAGGACUGGUCAUGAAAUCACAUUAAAAUUGCUUUGCCAAAUCAUUUAUUCAUACUUGAAUGACUUUUGGACAGUGGACCUGAUGGUGUCACUGCCAGUUUAUACACAAGCACAAGUGUAUUCUGGGUACAUUGCUCACAGUUACAGCCUUAUGUUGUGAUACAGGAUUACAGUCUACAAUCACACAAAUCCAUAUACACACUGAAGAGCAAAAGUGCAUUUACAAUUUGUUAUCUGGGCAGUUGAACGGUGUUGAAUGGUGAUGACCCAGUGGGCCAUCAUGGGAUCCUGGUACGCACUAGGCAGCAGAUGGCUGCUGGGAAACAUCAAGCUGUUUAUGUCUUCAAUGUCUACUUUCUAAAAACAUGAAGCUACAAUGUUAAUCAUGGUGUGUCCUUCUUUAGUUAGUGCACAUAUCUUUGUUUAUCCAACAGUAUUAUGCUGUUAAAGACUGAGUAUGGGUUGAACAACAUUUUAACGUUUUUUUUUUUUUCUUACUGUUUUUAUUAUCAUAUAACACUACGGUCCUCAUGGAUAAAAUACCUUCCCUGUGUGUGUCAUUGGGAUUUUUAGCACAUUAAGAACAUUGUGCCUUCGACCCAUAACUUUUUCUCAACAUUAAGGUCAUUCCAAGCUUUAAACCUCUGAUGUCAACAGUUUUCCUCGCAACCCUCUGUUAACAUUUCAUAUGUUUUUGUUGUGCUCUAAGGACAUUGUGGGUCUUGACCUGUUUUAUCUUGAAUCUUCAAAAGUUUCUUACCAUGAAGGCCCUUUUUUGUGUUUUCUGUCACAUCAGAAUGUGAUGUUAUUAGCUGCAAGAAAGUCUAUUUCAUUUAAACAGCUUGCUGAAGAAUAUUUAAGUAUGGUAAUGAAAGCCUAAAAUCUGCCACCAAUCCGUCCUAAUUGUGUCAUUUGUAUUGUUCUGUAUAUUUUUUUAUCCCCAUCAAUGUUAGAUGUUAUGUACGCAUUGAUUCGGCAUAUCAACCUCUGAAUUAGUGUGAUUGACAGAAAGACUACAUUAAAGAGGCAGAAUCAAACACCA
Paralichthys olivaceus (Japanese flounder) is the source of this 2357-nucleotide messenger RNA. RefSeq names its product pyrroline-5-carboxylate reductase 1b (gene pycr1b). Gene Ontology annotation, biological process: L-proline biosynthetic process. The record is from RefSeq and is a predicted model, not a curated record. Gene Ontology annotation, molecular function: pyrroline-5-carboxylate reductase activity. Lineage: Eukaryota; Metazoa; Chordata; Actinopteri; Pleuronectiformes; Paralichthyidae.